This is a messenger RNA of Anastrepha ludens (Mexican fruit fly), 4587 nucleotides long. It is a transcript of the gene AdamTS-B, whose product is annotated as A disintegrin and metalloproteinase with thrombospondin motifs 12. Gene Ontology annotation, molecular function: metalloendopeptidase activity. Gene Ontology annotation, biological process: proteolysis; extracellular matrix organization. The record is from RefSeq and is a predicted model, not a curated record. The coding region runs from base 908 to 4156 and encodes 1082 amino acids. Gene Ontology annotation, cellular component: extracellular matrix. The transcript has 18 exons. Lineage: Eukaryota; Metazoa; Arthropoda; Insecta; Diptera; Tephritidae.
UCCCUUUCGAAAAUUGCAAAUACCCUGUGAUGGUCAAUUCCUUUUGAAUGAAAAAUAUGUGCUAAUGCAAAUCUGGAGACACAUGGAUAAAAAUAAAUGUGUACAUAUGUAUGGAAAUAUGCAUAUCUCUACAAGCAUGUACCAUAUGUGUGUAUGUAUGUAUGUACAUGUGCAUAUAAAUAUUAUAGCUUGUGAGAAUUUGUGUGACAAAUAUUGUGGUAAUCCCAAAUAUUUAAAAUUUACCAAACAUUCCCAAUACAAAAGUGUUGGGCCUUCAACAGGAAAUCGAAAAUGUGUGACAUCGAAUUUUAGAUUGGGAUGCGCUUGUGGCAAUUAAUAGCUGCACCAAGAACAGUUCCCAAUUGUUAUUGAAAUAUGUUGUUACUUUCUCAAACUCAAUAAAAACUAAAAGUGAUAUUCUAUUAAUCGGUCAACAAUUUGAUCUUUCUAUGGAUUACACAUUGUUGUUGUAUGAAGUUGCACUUAUAAAGUCAGUGGUUGUCAAAUAGCAAUUGCAGUUAUCAUAAAUGAUGUAGUAGUGUACGCAGAUGUAUGCAUUUAGGGAUGAUAAACAAUUGCAUGUAUUGUUAAAUAUUGGCUUCAAGGCUAACUACAACAUUUUGCGUGGCGCCCACGGCCUCGUGCAGUCCAAAAUAUCGUUGUUUCUUCAGUGAGUUCAAAAUAUAAAUACAUACAAACAUAUGCAUGUGAGAUAUUUAAGAAUGUCAAUAUUGCCAUGUUUAAGUUAAAUGACGAAGUUCAAAAUCUCAUUGAUAACGGUUAAAGUGAAUUCCCUAUUAAACUAAAGAAAAAGGAGAGAAGAGAGAGACAACUGUGACAGUGACAAUUUUAGCUAUCCGCUGGGAUGAAAGUAUUGAACUGGUAUUAAUAGAUUUGUGCAGUUGGAAUGGAGCUGUUUGCCUACAUUCUACCCUCCAUUGUGCAAUGGUUAUGUAUUUAUGGCACUUCUGCAGCGGAUAUAUUGUAUGGAUUGCACUCUGAUGAGCUCAAAUCAGGCACGCUAAUUAUACCAAAGCGAGUAAAUGAACGUGGCGUAUUUUUAACUCACGACUUGAAGUUUCGACACGAUCAGAAUUAUCGUCAUGAACAUAGCCGACAUCGUCGAAGUGUGGCCAAAAGAGUUGGUAAAGUUCACUACAGACUGGAUAUGGAUAAUGAAACUAUACAUCUCGAAUUAGAACCGCACACUUAUUUCAUGGCACCGAACUUUGUAAUCGAGAGACAUCGACGUGAUAUUCGGACUCGUAAAAGGGAAAUAAGAAGCACUGACUGUCAUUUUCACGGCAAAGUACGUGGACAUUCAGAAUCGAAUGUGGCGAUAUCAACUUGCGAAGGAUUGGUUGGCCAUAUAAAAACCAAAAAUCAUGAGUACUACAUUGAGCCCUCAAAGUACAAUAACGCUGACACAGUUAAUGGACACCCGCACGUAUUAUUUCACAAAUCGUCUCUGAAACUUAAGAAUCAGGAUAACAAUAGAUCGCCUGACGGUGGGAAACACAGACAAAAACAAAAACCACGAGAAGCGCUGGUCAGCAAUUGUGGAACUAAGGAGCCGAAAAUACACACGGAGACGCGGCUGGAAUGGCAAGCGCAGGGAAAAGUUAGAAUUCAAGGCGGUAGAAAAUUGCGGCGACAGCAUCAGCGCGGAAAGCACCAUCAUCAGCACCGACAUCAACAUCAAAACUUAUUACAAAGGAUGCAAAAGCGACGUAACAGGAAAUACCUUCAACAGACACAACAUUUACCACAAACUAAAUUUAAAUAUGAGACUGCAUCAGAUGAGAUUAAAGCUGUUAUCGUCGAUAACAACACUGAUUUCAGUUUAACCCCUAACUUCAGUAUGGAAAGCAGCACCGAUACAGUAAACGUUAACAUUGGCAACAUUAAGAAUAACAAUGACGACGACCGGCAAAUUAUGAAAAUGAAAAACAGAAAACGCACGAAACGUUCAAUUAGCAGCCCACGUCAUGUGGAAGCGUUAAUAGUGGCAGAUGCAACAAUGGUUGCUUUCCAUAGUAAAUUGGAGACAUAUUUACUUACCAUAAUGAAUAUGGUAUCGGCGCUGUACAAGGAUCCCAGCAUUGGCAAUUUAAUCGAGAUCGUCGUCGUGAAGAUAGUUUUGCUGGAAGAGCAAGAAGCGCAUCCGGAUCUUAAUCUGACGCAAAAUGCCCAAAAGAAUUUGGACACAUUUUGUAGCUGGCAGCACAAACUGAAUACAGCUAAUGAAACCGAUCCAUAUCACCACGAUGUUGCAAUUCUUAUUACAAGAACGAACAUCUGCGGCAACAAUUGCAUGACUCUGGGCUUGGCCAAUGUGGGUGGCAUGUGUAAACCGAAACAAUCUUGUAGUGUCAACGAGGACAACGGUAUCAUGUUGUCACAUACAAUCGCACACGAACUGGGACACAAUUUCGGCAUGUUUCACGAUACAGCGAAAAUCGGAUGCCAUCCUCGAAUAGGGUCAAUCGUUCACAUAAUGACUCCGACUUUUGGUGCUGACACCUUACAAGUUUGCUGGUCGAACUGUAGCCGCAAAUAUAUUACACAAUUCCUCGACCAAGGUCUCGGCAACUGUCUAGAUGACACACCUACUCCUGUAAAGGAGUAUGUUUACCCUGCUCUACCUCCGGGAGUGCUUUUCGAUGCCGAACGACAAUGCCGUUUGCAGUUCAAUCUUACCGACUCCGACGUCAAUGCGUCGUCGUGUACAUCUAUGACUGAAAUCUGCUCAGCAUUGUGGUGUAGAGUGAAUGGCGAGUGUGUAACAAACAUGCGGCCGACGGCACCGGGUACUAGUUGUGGUGAUGGAAAGUGGUGCCAGAAAGGCGAAUGUGUACCUCAUGAGCAAGCUCAUCCUGUCAAUGGCAGUUGGGGUGAGUGGUCCGAGUGGAGUGAAUGUUCGAGAGCUUGUGGUGGCGGCGUGUCUACACAGAAACGGGAGUGCAACAAUCCGGUUCCGGCAAAUGGGGGUCUCUUCUGCAUUGGUGAAAGGAAAAGGUAUAAAAUAUGCAAUCAUGAACCGUGUCCAUUGGGAGAAGUGAGUUUUCGUGCAAAACAAUGUUCCAAGUAUGACAAUGUGUGCUAUCAGGGAGCAACCUACAAAUGGUUACCAUUUUUCGAUAAAAAAAAUCCCUGCAAAUUGUUAUGUACAGAUGUCGACGAUACGAUCAUAGCGAACUGGGGAGAAGUGGUGAAAGAUGGGACGCCCUGCCGCGUUGGCACCAACGAUAUGUGCAUCGAUGGAAUUUGCAAGAAAGUUGGAUGUGAUUGGGCUGUAGAUUCUGAUGUGCAAGAAGAUCAGUGCGGAGUGUGCGGAGGCAAUAAUGAUCAAUGUAAGUCUGUGAAGGAACAAUUUGAGGAAAGUUUAAAUGUAACCGAUGGCUACGUGGACGUAGUCACUAUUCCUGCUAAGGCCCGCCAUAUUAUGAUAAAAGAAUCAAGAAAUUCUCAUAAUUUCCUCGCCAUAUCCCGGGCGAAUAGCAGCUAUUUUUACCUAAAUGGUGAUGGCCUUAUAUCAAUGCCAGGAGAAUUUAAUAUCGCAGGCACAGAGAGCUUAUAUGAUCGGAUAGACGAACAGGAGAGCAUCAAAAUACCUCAACCAAUUGAAGAUGCUAUAACGGUGCAUAUAAUAGUUCGCGGCGACGUACUGAAUGCUGCAAGUAUUCACUAUGAAUUUACUUUGCCUGCACUUAAUAACACCAAAGGGAAAAAGUACUUUUGGAAGUUGGGUGACUGGACACAGUGCACCAGCAGCUGUGGCGGAGGAGUCCAAUAUCGGAUAGCAAACUGCUAUGAAGACGGUGAAUUGACAAACGCUGGCGAGUUGUGUUGGACUUUUGCACAGAACAAACGACCAAAGCGACGCAUACGAGCUUGUAAUAGACACCAAUGUCCAGAACACUGGUGGGCGGGUCCGUGGCAAUACUGUCCAGUUACCUGCAAAUGGUCAGAGGGAGUGUUGCCCGUGAGGCGGCGCACAGUCAUGUGUCUCGAUGAAAACGAAGUUGUGGUCCAAGACGACCGCUGCAAUGAUGCGCUUAAACCACCCGACAUAGAACCCUGUAGUCAUAAUUUGCCUACAUGUAAGGUAAGCGAGAAAAUGGAUAAUUUUAUUUUGCGAGUGCAAAACCUCUAAAUCAUUUGUUAAAAGGAAAAUUCGUUUCCUUCUUCCAAACAAAUGAAAUGCUCAGAUGAUGUAAUGUAGUUAUUUAUGCUGGUUUCUAUUGAUCAAACAAUUGUACAUAUAUUAUAUUUUUAAUAAAUCGCUGUAAUCUUAGUCAAUAAGAACAUUGUACUUAAAUAAUAGUGAAGCUAAGCCUACGCUGCAAUACUUUGCACAGAAUCAAAAUAGUAUAAAUUCCCAUAUAUGUGUAUGUAUAUUUAUACGUGUAUGUAUAUUAAAGACAUAAAUUAUUCCUACAAUUUACAAUUUAUUCUUACUCUUACAAUUGUUAGACUAUAUUUGUGUAUGUACAUUUUUCGGAAGCUUAGAGUUAAAACGAGUUCACUCCAUUUUGUAAAGGGUCUUUCAGCUGCCACACCAUUAAAAAUCUUUUCAGCAUGACA